This is a messenger RNA of Hymenoscyphus albidus, 1640 nucleotides long. The record is from the annotation of a GenBank genome assembly. Lineage: Eukaryota; Fungi; Ascomycota; Leotiomycetes; Helotiales; Helotiaceae.
AUGAAUGUUCUCCGUCGUCUUGGAAAUCGCACUAUGGUAGGAUCUGAUAAAGCCAUCUCCCUUGCAACACCCCCCUCAGCCAGCAAUAAAAAAUCCGCCGUCCUGACCUUUUUCGCGGCCAUUAUUUCGUUUGUCCUUGGACUGGUGGUGAUUAUUUCGAACGCGCGUGCGAAUAGUUUGAGGGAUAAUAGUAUGGCUUCGGUAUUUAACCCCUCUGAUCUGCUUGUGGAGAGCUAGAGCUUGUUAACGAGGGUUGGAUAGUUCAACAUGUCAACGGUAGGCCAGGGUCUCAUCAAAGUUUAUCCCGCAAACGGAUCGAAUUCUGCUGGUGCGGGGGGUACCGGGGGAACGGCUGGGUUGGGGAGAAGGAUGAUGGGGAGUGGAGAUAUUGGUAGUCCGAUUACCUUCCGGCAGCAUAGAGCCAGAGAGGUGGAGGUUGAAGUUCGAGAAGUGGUGUCGAAUACGGUUGGGAAGCAGGUCAUGGGCAGAGAGGCAUUACCUGCUCCAGAUCCAACGCCGGCCCCUGAUGCUAACGCAGGUAUAUUACCAAGUCCAGAGGAGGUGGAAGGAUUCUUUCGAUCCGCUGGCAAUGCAGUGGCCACCAAAAUCGUCCCCAAUGCGCCGCUCGCGACGGGUGCUCCUAUGGAUGGAGCGUCAGGGGAUCUCCUCAACGACAUUGGAACUUUCUUCGGUGGUGUCCUCGGGAAUCUCACGGGUGCCGUUGGAAAUGGGCUUCAGCCAAUCGCGGAUUCGGCUAUCCAGGGACUUCUGCGUGGUGCUGGGAUACAGGAGUGGUAUGGACUUUACUUGACUGAGUAUUGUUCUGGGAACUGGUCACCAAGAUACUCGGAUCCCAAUGCGAAGCUGCAAGUUACGACUUGUAAAAAAUAUAGUAAGUCUAACCCCUUUUCUUCGUUGUUGGAGCAGGGGAUUGAUAGUCGCCAGUGGAUAUCGACGCCCCAAGCAAAGUUAUAAAUUCCACCUUCCAAGUCGGUAACCAAAUCAUCGACAUCGCGCCCUUAAACAUAGUCAACAACCUCGCCUCCUUAACAGUCUAUAUAAGCGAUAUCCUAACGGCGCUCAUCGUCCUUUUGAGUCUACACAUCGUCUUCUCCGCUCUCAUCAUCUUCUCUAUCCCGCUCUACCUCCUCCGCGCAGCCUUACGAACGGAUCGCAUCUCCUUGAUCCUCGGAACCCUCAUUUCCCUCGAUGCCAUCACCACUCAACUUGUCGCCGUCCUGGUCACGGUCCUUGGCAUCGUCGCGACGCUUCUGGGGAACGAUCUCCUCGGUGAUCUGGGGGUGCAGGCUGGGAAGGGUGGGGAGGUUCUGGGGAUGCUUUGGGUUAGUGCUGUGGUUAUGACGGUUGGGGCGGUGAGUUGGUUUGUUAGUUUGUUUAGAAGGACUUCUGUUAGGAGGAGGAGGGUUGGGGUGAUGCUUGGGGAUUCUGGUGAGGGGGAGAAGAGUCGGGCAACCACGCGAGGGGUUGAUGGGGAUGAGGAGGCUUUGGGGGUUUUUUCUGGGCCGGUGGAGGGUACUGAUGCGUCGGUGGAGAGGAGGUCUUGGCAGAGUUUGGAUAGGGAUGAGGUGAGGGUGCCGCGUUCACGGGCUGGCGAGGGGAACUCGACAUCCUGGGUUUAA